AUUGCAGAGCUGGCCUGUCUGCCGCAGUGCAGUGUCCGUACCGUGCACUGACACAGCUCGUCAGGAGGUUCUGUACUGCACAUCUGUGCAGUGAUGUGUCUGCGCCGAAGAGGUGGUCCCUAUAAAACGGAACCAGCUACAGACCUGACGCAGUGGCGACUCAGUAACGUUGAGGGCAGACAGACCUGGAGUUACGUUGACUACAGAGAGGCAGAAAGUCGGCCGCAGACAUUGCUGGAACGGCAUUCACUGGGUCUCGAUACUAGUAAGUAUGCCUGCGAUUUGGGGCAUGCUGGGACACCACAAGAGGCAGCUCUGCACGGGAUGCAGUUUUAUGCAAAACUGCAGGCGGAGGACGGACAUUGGGCCGGAGACUAUGGUGGACCACUCUUCCUUCUACCAGGUCUCCUAAUUACAUGCCAUGUGGCAAAGAUCCCUCUCUCAGACUUCCAGAGGAAGGAGAUGGUCCGGUACCUACGCUCGGUACAGCUCCCGGAUGGAGGCUGGGGACUACACGUGGAAGACAAGUCGACAGUAUUUGGAACAGCUUUGAAUUACACAGCCCUGCGAAUCCUGGGCGUUGAUCCAGACGACGCUGAUCUGGUCCGAGCGAGAAAUAACCUUCAUACUAAAGGUGGUGCAGUUGGAAUUCCAUCUUGGGGCAAAUUCUGGUUAGCUAUCCUUAAUGUCUACAGCUGGGAGGGGAUGAACACACUGUUUCCAGAGAUGUGGCUUUUCCCUCGAUGGGUGCCGGCUCACCCCUCCACCUUGUGGUGUCACUGUCGACAAGUCUACCUCCCCAUGAGCUACUGCUAUGCCAAGCGUCUCACAGCACAGGAGGACGAGCUGAUCCUCAGCCUGCGCCAGGAGCUCUACAUUGAGGAUUAUGAGACCAUUGACUGGCCUGGCCAGCGAAACAACGUGGCGGCCUGUGACCUUUACACACCUCACAGCAAGCUCCUCACUGCGGCAUACGUUUUGCUCAAUGUGUACGAGGAAUACCACAGCGCAAGCCUGAGGAAACGGGCAGUGUCAGAGCUCUACGACCACAUCAUGGCUGACGACAGGUUCACAAAGUGCAUUAGCAUUGGGCCGAUCUCCAAAACAAUCAAUAUGUUAGUUCGCUGGCAUGUGGAGGGUCCUGAGUCUCCUGCUUUCCUGGAACACGUUUCUCGUAUCCCAGACUAUCUUUGGCUUGGCCUUGAUGGACUGAAGAUGCAGGGUACCAAUGGAUCUCAGUUAUGGGAUACAGCAUUCGCCAUCCAGGCCUUUCUUGAGGCAGGUGCCCAGAAUAUCCCAGCAUUCACUGACUGCCUUAAACAGGCCCACGCCUACUUCGAAGUCACGCAGGUCCGAGACAAUCCUCCUGAUUAUGACAAGUAUUACCGUCAGAUGAACAAGGGUGGCUUCUCGUUCAGUACCCGCGACUGUGGCUGGAUCGUGGCCGACUGCACGGCGGAAGGCUUGAAGUCAAUAAUGCUGCUGCAGGAACAGUGCCCCUUCAUAACGGAGCAUAUCUCUGAGGAGCGACUGUUUGACGCUGUCAAUGUGCUACUCAGCAUGAGAAACCCGGAUGGAGGGUUCGCCACCUACGAGAGGAAGCGCGGAGGACGACUCCUGGAGCUCCUGAACCCAUCAGAGGUUUUCGGAGAUAUAAUGAUUGACUACACCUAUGUUGAAUGCACAUCUGCAGUAAUGCAGGCACUAAAUCAUUUCCAAAAGAAGUUUCCACACCACCGAGCAAGUGAAAUCCAAGACACGCUGGAAAGGGGUCUUGAGUACUGUCGGAGAAUGCAGAACACAGAUGGAUCAUGGGAAGGGAGCUGGGGAGUGUGCUUCACCUAUGGGACAUGGUUUGCCCUGGAGGCCUUUGCCUGCAUGGGUUACACGUACCAGAAAGGGGCCGCCUGUAGAGCUGUGACCCGAGCCUGUGAAUUCCUUCUGUCCAAGCAGAUGGAGGACGGGGGCUGGGGUGAAGACUUUGAGUCCUGCGAGCAAAGAAAGUACAUGCAGAGCGCGAGGUCGCAAGUCCAUAACACCUGUUGGGCCGUGUUAGGUCUGAUGGCAGCCAGGUACCCCGGCACACGAGCAAUAGAACGAGGGGUUAAGCUGCUGAUGGAGAAACAGUUGCCAAAUGGCGAUUGGCCUCAGGAGAACAUUGCCGGUGUUUUCAAUAAGACCUGCGCAAUCAGUUAUACCUCCUACAGAAAUAUCUUCCCCAUAUGGACUCUGGGACGCUUUGCAAGAACUUACCCUGGCUCUGCUGAGAUUAGCAGUCUGGACCUCUGAGGCAAAUGGACAGCUGUUCCAGAGGAAGGGAUGAAAAUGAAAUUCCUCGAGCAAGAAGACAUGAUUGAUAGAGUUUGUGAUGAGCUGACUUCUAUGAGUAUUUGUACCAAUCACGUAUUUGCACAUGGAGUCUAAUCAAACAGUGUGUUGGUUCCACCAUUUUAUUUCCUUGUCUACUUGGAAUUCACGUCAAGAUCUAAAUGUUAUUAAGUGGAACAAAACAAAGACAUUGAGGUCCAUCUAACAGUAUAAUCCAUUAGUUUUAUCAAUUAAGGUUUAUACUGGUAGAGAUUGCACAAUGGAACCAAAUGUUCAGCUCAAUAACUGUAAUGUACUGUGAUAAAUUAAUUAAACUAAAAUACAUUUUUGUUAACAAUUUAUACCCCUUGUCCUCUG
Mobula hypostoma (lesser devil ray) is the source of this 2685-nucleotide messenger RNA. RefSeq names its product lanosterol synthase (2,3-oxidosqualene-lanosterol cyclase) (gene lss). NCBI's taxonomy places the organism in Eukaryota, Metazoa, Chordata, Chondrichthyes, Myliobatiformes, Myliobatidae. Gene Ontology annotation, cellular component: lipid droplet. The coding region runs from base 94 to 2289 and encodes 731 amino acids. Gene Ontology annotation, biological process: cholesterol biosynthetic process; triterpenoid biosynthetic process. The transcript is spliced from 23 exons. Gene Ontology annotation, molecular function: lanosterol synthase activity. The record is from RefSeq and is a predicted model, not a curated record.